This is a messenger RNA of Lasiodiplodia theobromae, 4005 nucleotides long. RefSeq lists its product as uncharacterized. Gene Ontology annotation, biological process: protein localization to ciliary inversin compartment. Gene Ontology annotation, cellular component: ciliary inversin compartment. Gene Ontology annotation, molecular function: protein binding. The record is from RefSeq and is a predicted model, not a curated record. The coding region runs from base 1 to 4005 and encodes 1334 amino acids. NCBI's taxonomy places the organism in Eukaryota, Fungi, Ascomycota, Dothideomycetes, Botryosphaeriales, Botryosphaeriaceae. The transcript is spliced from 4 exons.
AUGACUCUCAUCCGCCAACAAGAACUGACUGUAAUUGACUAUAGAUCCCGAGUGAUUGACUGGCUUGAUCACCUUGGCAAGGAGCGUUCAAUAUACCUGCUCUACUUCUACAUCGACUUCGGAAACGACCAACAGAUAUUCAUGCACAAUUUGCUUUCGACAUUCUGCGACCAGAUUGGCCGGAACAAUCUGCCCGAGACGUUGAAGAAAGGUAUCGGAAAACGGCCCAUCGACGAAGAUCAGCGUGCGUUAUUCGAGUUCCUAGCCAAAACCGAGCGCCCGGUGUACAUCAUUGUCGAUGCAUUGGACCAGCUGAACAACAAGAACCGGACUUGGCUACUGGAAGCCUUUAACGGCCUUCUCACUCAAUGUCAAAGCAGUCAAGGUAAAUCUCGAGUUUUGCUGCUUGUGAGCUCUCGUGAUUACCGAGGUCUUCAGGGAUUGCAGGCGCACGGAACUCUUUCGAUCAAAGUAGAGGUCGAGGACAGUGUCAAGGAUAUCCGAAGAUACUUAGAGAACGAGCUCGAAACAAGCCUCCUUCCUGAGCUGCCUGACCAGACGAGAAGAAGUGUAAAGAACGAAGUCCUGAAAAAGUUGACAAAACAUGCAUCUGGGAUGUUCCUCUGGGUUGAGCUACAGGCCGCGAACAUCUGCAAGGAUAAUCAAACCGAAGUCGGUGUGUUGAAUGAUCUCAAACACCUCACCCUGCCGGGUAAGAUGAAGGAAAUGUACGAAAAGAUCGCCCAAGGGUUUGAACUUAACGUUGGAACCAAUUCUGGACAGGGAACAACGGGGAACGAUAAGGAGAUCGCCAGACGGACUACAUCUCUACUCGCACAUGCUGCACAGUCAAUUCCUCUAGGAGCUUUGGCAGUGGCUGUUGCGCUCGAGACAAAGGAUGGCAAUCCUAACGAAAAUUUGGUUACACGGCUGAAAACCACCCCGUCGAUUAUCGUGCAGGCGUGCAAACACCUGGUAGAACUAGACGAAGAGCUUAGGGUAUUCCGGUUCCGCCAUGCGUCCAUCUACGACUUCUUCAGAGGGGGCCCUUUUGGAGAUGCUUUCUGGUUCAAUCCUGGGCCUCUUGAACCUUUCUUGCAACGCUAUCCGUUCCUGGAGCAUGCUUCCUGCCAUUGGGCCUACAGCACGCGAAAGAGCGCCGAGGAAAAUCAAAACCAGCUUCAAGAUAUCAUAGUCGAGCUUUGCGAGAAGCCUGAAAACAUGCAACUGUCCUUUCAGGUUCACUUUGGUCUCAUCCAGUUCUUCGAAAUAUUCCACGAAAAAGGCUGGCUGGAUCCACGAAGGCGUGAUGGUGACGGCUUGACGGCAGUGCACUGGGCCAUCAGAAGUGAGACCGAGACAAUCGAUGCAGAGAGUGAUUCCGGAUGCACAGCUCCACUGUUGGAAAAACUGAUCAAGCACGGAGGGCAGAAAGACGCCCAGGACAACAAAGGACGCACGCCUCUCUACUACGCUUCUCGAUAUGGAAAACUGGAUGCGGUGAAAUUGCUCCUGAAGGAAAGGGCGAAAGUGGAUCUUCGGAGCAGAAGAUACGGGUCGGCCCUAUUGGCCGCCUGUUACAAUCACCACGAGCCAAUCAUCAAGGAGCUUCUCGAAGCUGGUGCCGAUGUCAACAUGAAAAGUUCCUUUGGAACUCCUCUCCACGCGAUUGCCUCGAUUGGUUGUCGAAACUGCGCCGAAUUGUUACUCAAGAAGCGAAGAUUUUUUACCAGGUCGCCUCGCGUAGAUGUUUACGGAGGCUACUUCGGAACAGCUCUUCACGCGGCAGCGUACAAUGGCCGUCAUGAAGUCGUCAGAUUGCUUCUGGAGAAGGGUUUUGAUGCCAGCAAAAUGAGCGAAACCCUUGGAAGCACCCUAACUGCGGCAGCAGCAGGGUGCUAUGAAUCGUGGGACCCGACCCGUUUCGUGGAGGUUUUCAGACUGCUGCUUGAAUACGGAGUGGAUGUUAACGCACAAGGUGGAACCCACGGGACGGCCCUUCACGCCGCGGCGACUUUUGGCCACGAGAUUCUUGUCGGACUGCUCUUAGACCAGAAUGCAGACGUCACAGCGGCGGGGCGGAUGGGAACCGCAUACAUUGCUGCCAAAGAUGGAGGCUAUGACAAGAUCAUGAAGCUGCUGGUUGAGAAAGACCCAAAUGUCGCCAAUGCGGAUGGAAAUGCGUACAACCGCCCCUUUGCCUCAGAUGGACCAGACGAGAGUGUUGAGACGCCGCUUCAUCAGUGCUGGGUCCGACUGUUCAAGUUUGCGGUGGCAACAAAUGAUCGUCUCCGCAUCGUGUCGAUGAUAUCGGCCGCCAUUAAGGUCUUCGAGCGAUCCAUCAAAGAGGACCAGAACAACGUCGUUGCGGGGAUGGCGUCUGUUGGAGAAGCCAUAUUCGAGGCUGUAAUAUCUCUGACCACUGAAGGACAAGCUGGUGAACCAGAGAGACCAUCCAUGGAUAUUAUUCAAGCCAUCGCAAACGGACUUCGCGCAGCUAAGGAAAAUCUGAAAGGGAAACUUGUACGUCUGUGUGAAGGGCUUGGCCUGAACAUGGUCAUUGGCGCGGACGAGAACAGGAUUUCUGAUCGACCUAGACUACCUCCACGCAGGGAUUCUGCAUACGAGCAAGACGGCCUGGAAGGAAGUUAUCCAUACAUCCUUGAUCAGCUUACACAAGCCGCGGUGGCUAUACUGGAGUGCGCCCUGGCCAACGACAAUAUCGGGGCGGUCACCACGCUUGCCAACAUCUGGACCCAGGCUUUGUACAAGGUCAUGUCAUGCAGCGAGAAGAUGCUGCAAGUUCUAGUCCAGAAUCGUGCAGCCCAGCUUAAGAAGAUCAUGAUCAACGAUGACUUGAAGCCCCAUCAGAGACUCGAGCAAGCUAAAAGAUUGACCGAAGUUGCGAUAGAACUACUUGUCACGGCGCUGAGGCGAGGUCGAGACAAUGGGGCAUAUCGGCUCUUGGCUAGCAGUCUAGCAAAUCUCUGGGUUUCGGCGCUGGAAGAUGUUUUGCAUCUGGGUGGAAGGCGCCGGGCUGAGGUCCGACAAUUGGUUCAGACGUUUGCACAGAAAUUCCAGGCUGCAGUGGAUAGGACCGACAAGGAGAGCGUCUACAAUAUCGCGGACGCUGCCAUUGAAAUGUUAAGAAUGACAGCUCUGAACCGUAGCAACGUUCUCAUGGAGGUUUUAGCGACAAUGUGGGUAGACAAAUUGGCGGCUGCGAUGGGAAGAAAAGUGCUCAAGGCCCAAAUCGACCGGUUGAUCAUGGGUAGAGCAGAAGAGUAUAGGGAAUGCAUCAACAGAGGAAAGCGAAGUGAGGCUCUGGGAUUAGCUGCUGCGUCCAUGGGGUUCCUCGAUGCAGCAAUUUCUCAGCAUCUUGAAGCGGUAUCCCAAACGCUCACGAAUACCAUCGCUACAGAGCUCGAAUGGACCGUCGACAAUACAAAAGUCCUGCAAGAUAUGUUCAUGGACAUUCUAGACACCCGGGAUGUUGACUCUACCGACAAUUGCUCGAAGAGCCAAUCUCAACCAUUGGAUCUCAUGGCCAUUUUCGACUUGUUUUCAAAGAUCAUAACUGUGGCUAAAAGGGAGAACCGUCUCACAGACUUGGACAACAUUCUAAGGGCGGUUUUAAAAAGCUUCGAAAAAAUCCCAAGCUCCAUCUGUGAGACUCUAAACAAUGUCCUGGGUCAAUGUGUUUGGAUGUCUCAACAACAGGAUGCGUCCAAAACUCGAGCCGAAAAUUUUGACCCACGGCUUGAAUUGCGGUUAGAGCAAAGCUCCACGGCGGUCGCCACCCUUCUUCACAUGGCUUUGCAGGGCCAUACUGUACCGGCAACGUUGACGAAUAUGGGAAUUACUCUGCUUGGUGAGAUCAGGAAGAAAGGGAAUACUGAGCACGACAUGGAGGUUAUCAGGUUUCUCGAGGAGCAGGAGCGAUACCGUAGUAAGAAAAGGCACCAGUCAGAUGGUUUGAGUCUCGCUCCCAGGAAACGUAGAUAG